Molecule: messenger RNA, 987 nt
Organism: Durusdinium trenchii
Lineage: Eukaryota; Dinophyceae; Suessiales; Symbiodiniaceae
Source: the annotation of a GenBank genome assembly
AUGAGCGCCUGCAGCGUUCACCUCAAGUGGCAACAUGCCUUGGCGCUGCGCGAGGUCAUGCGCCGACGCCAGCUGCAGGAAGACCAGGUGACCUGGAAUGCCUGCAUCACGGCGUGCAGCCAAGGGCAGAGUGCGCAGAACGCCUUGCAGAUCUUCGAGGAGUUGGAAGCGGAAAAGACCACUUUAAGCACCGCCGUGGUGAAUGCGGCGCUGGCCGCGUGCGUUACGACGGCGGCCUGGGAGUUGGCGCUGCAGCUGUUCCAGCGACUGCAACGGGGAUGGGAUCUCCAGGGCGCAGCCUUUGCAGAUACCGUUUCCUUCAACACCACUGUGGCUGCGUGCGCUGCUGCUCAGGCUUGGGAGAUGGCACUCUCCCUUGCCAACGACCACGGCGACCCUUUGGACGAGAUCUCUUUGGGUGCAGCCCUUGCUGCCCUGCGCGACCGAUGGAAGGAGCGCUUCCGACUCGCCGGCGACGCGAUGUACUUGGUGCGUGAAUUUCAAGCGCAGUCGACGAUCUUUGGGAAGAUGUCGGUGGUCAUCUAUGGUUUUAUCAUCAUCUUUGGUGGCUUCACCACCAUCUUGGGGAUGGUGGCACCGAUUCUUUCGGCUGAUUGCAUGGCAGCACCCUUUCUUUCAAACAACAGUGAGCGAGAAGCAGAUCAACUGAUUUGGUUUAAAGCCAUGGGCCGUAUGUGCGGAGCUCUGGGCACCAUCUUUCUCUUGGCAGUUUACAUGCUGGGACAUUCGCUGAAAUCCUUGCUGCUCUUGCUCUUGUGGGGAUGGCUGAAUUUCAUGAACUUUGCUUUCGUGAUCCCGGCGGACCUUCGUGCGGAUGGUGGAUCCAAGGAGACCGAGACCUGCAUGCGGAACGUGAGGGUGCAGGUGGGAGGCUUUGCGGUUUUAGAGGCCGUGGCAGUGCUCUUCGCUUGGUUGGAAGAGAGGUCCAAACCUGGUGAUUCCAGAAUGGAGCCCCUCAACGCCUAG